AUGGAACCCUCCAGAACCAGACCCAUGGAACCCUCCAGAAUCAGACCCAUGGAACCCUCCAGAACCAGACCCAUGGAACCCUCCAGAACCAGAUCCAUGGAACCCUCCAGAACCAGACCCAUGGAACCCUCCAGAACCAGAUCCAUGGAACCCUCCAGAACCAGACCCAUGGAACCCUCCAGAACCAGACCCACGGAACCCUCCAGAACCAGACCCAUGGAACCCUCCAGAACCAGACCCAUGGAACCCUCCAGAACCAGACCCAUGGAACCCUCCAGAACCAGACCCACAGUCCAGAGGUGA
Molecule: messenger RNA, 303 nt
Organism: Knipowitschia caucasica
Lineage: Eukaryota; Metazoa; Chordata; Actinopteri; Gobiiformes; Gobiidae
Source: the annotation of a GenBank genome assembly